AUGGAAGAAUUCAAAUGGGAUGAUAUACAUCAAAGGGCAUUUGACAAGAUUAAGAAAUACUUGUCGAGUCCUCCUGUCAUGAUGCCACCAAGGAAGAAAUGGCCGAUGAAGUUAUAUUUAUUGGCUGCUGAAGAAUCCAUUGGAGCUAUGUUAGCACAAGAGAAUGAAGCAGGAAAUGAACAAGCAAUAUAUUAUCUCAGCCGAGUUUUAACUCCAGUCGAGUGUAGAUAUACACCGAUUGAGAAAUUAUGUUUGGCUUUGUAUUUUGCAACAAUGAAAUUAAGAGUCUAUAUGUUGCCUGUUUUGGUUUUUAUUGUUUACCAAACCGAUCUUAUAAAGUAUAUGCUAUCAAGGCUAUUAAUCACAGGCCGGAUUGGCAAGUGGGCUUUGGCACUAAUGGAGUUCAAUUUUGCAUAUGUUCCACAAAAGGCAAUUAAGGAAAGAGCAUUGGCAGAUUUUCUUGCAUAUCAUCCCUCGCCUGAAAUUGAGUCACAAGUAUUUGAUGAGCUUGACUCGGCAUCUAUAUUCAUGACUCCAUGGACUUUAAUGUUCGAUGGGUCAAAUACCAGUGAAGGCUCGAGAGCUGUUAAAGACGUCCACAUUGUAGGAGAUUCAAGUUUGGUAAUUAAUCAAAUCUCAGAAGACUUUAGAUGUUUGAAUUGGCAAUUGAGACCAUUCCAUUCGUUGGCAACCCAAUUGGUCAACCAAUUUCACAAUGUGACUUUGGAAUACAGACCGAGGGCCAUGAAUAAAAUGGCUAAUGAUUUAGCACAGACUACUUCAGGAGUCAGGGUGCCGAGUGGUAUGAAGGAAAGGAUAAUAAAAAUUACACGCCGAUCUCUUCCAUCGGCUGAAACAAGAAAUCAAGUUAUGGAAGAAGUCUUUGCCACUGAUGUUUCCGAGUUGGAUGAUGAUGAUUGGCGAAUCCCUUACAUCUUAUUCUUGUAA
Messenger RNA from Cornus florida, 948 nucleotides. RefSeq lists its product as uncharacterized. NCBI's taxonomy places the organism in Eukaryota, Viridiplantae, Streptophyta, Magnoliopsida, Cornales, Cornaceae. Gene Ontology annotation, molecular function: RNA-DNA hybrid ribonuclease activity; nucleic acid binding. The transcript is spliced from 2 exons. The record is from RefSeq and is a predicted model, not a curated record. Bases 1 to 948 code for a protein of 315 amino acids.